AUGGAAGCUCUCCCCACUAAACAUUCCAGAUGGUGGUUUUUCUCUAAUGAUAAACGAGAGGAGGAUGAAAAGAUAUGUCUGGCGGCACCACAGGCAGACCACAAACUUCAGGUUGAGUUUGUCCUCUUUAGCCGCCAAAAUAGUGGCGGUAAAGACGUCACUUCCAACUCGGAUUCCAUCCGCCAAUCAGGCUUCGACGCUGCGAAAGACACGAAGUUCAUCAUCCACGGAUACACGGAUCUGGGAUCCUCAGUCUGGGUUCAGAGGAUGGUUCAAGAUUUCCUGAAAUAUCAUGACGUCAAUGUCGUGUGCGUCAACUGGCAGAAGGGAGCAGACAGCUUGUACUACGGUCAGUCGGCAGCCAACACAAGGCGGGUGGGCGAGAUAGUCGGGGAUUUCAUCAGACAGCUGAAGGAAGUGAUGGGAGCCCCGUACAACAGCCACCACCUGAUAGGACAUAGUUUGGGCGCUCACAUUUCAGGUUUCGCCGGGGCAAGUCUUAACGGACAAGUGGCCAGAAUUACAGGAAUGGAUCCUGCAGGGCCGUGUUUCCGGUUUGCGGGCCCCGCUGACAGACUAAGUGACGACGACGCCAUUUUUGUUGAUGCCAUUCACACCGAUGGUGACCAUCUUCUGCAAGGCGGUUUUGGAACUGAGUUGCCUAUGGGAGAUGCCGACUUCUACCCAAAUGGCGGAGAAAAACAACCCGGAUGUGACAGCUAUUUUUGGCAGCAUCUUGUUGACUUCUUUAAAGGCUGGUUUUCGGGGUUCAAGAGCAGUUUGUCGUGUAACCAUCUCCGAGUUCAGGAUCUGUUCCGUGAGUCCAUCAACCCGGCCAACUCCUUCAAGGCUUACCCCUGCGGACAUCAGGACGAGUAUGACAAGUGUACCAGCUGUGGUUCCCGGGGGUGCUCCCGCAUGGGGUACUACGCCUCUCCCUACCGCCAUGGCAUCUACACCAUGCGUACCCGCAAGGCGUCGCCCUUCAGCUUUGAUUAUUAG
Molecule: messenger RNA, 1002 nt
Organism: Liolophura sinensis
Lineage: Eukaryota; Metazoa; Mollusca; Polyplacophora; Chitonida; Chitonidae
Product: pancreatic triacylglycerol lipase-like
Exons: 6
Coding region: 1-1002 (333 amino acids)
Biological process (GO): lipid catabolic process
Molecular function (GO): lipase activity
Source: RefSeq, a predicted model, not a curated record